Messenger RNA from Lobosporangium transversale, 858 nucleotides. RefSeq lists its product as hypothetical. The record is from RefSeq and is a predicted model, not a curated record. Bases 1 to 858 code for a protein of 285 amino acids. Gene Ontology annotation, molecular function: dioxygenase activity. NCBI's taxonomy places the organism in Eukaryota, Fungi, Mortierellomycota, Mortierellomycetes, Mortierellales, Mortierellaceae. The transcript is spliced from 4 exons.
AUGACGUCCAUCCCUGUUAUCGACUUUAGUCUCUUUACUUCUCACCCCGAGGAGUGUGCACGACAGAUUAAUGAUGCUAGCAAAGACAUUGGAUUCUUCUACGUUAAGAACCACGGUGUCUCUCAGAAGUCGAUUGAUCGCAUGCUUAAAUGCACACAAAGCUAUCUGACAAAACUUCCUCUCUCUUCACCACCUUAUCAAAGCCUAGAUCCUGAGCAUCAGACUCAAGGAGAUUUGAAGGAGUAUGAGGAUGACCUCAGUCGCCUCGCCAAUGAGGUUCUGCAGUGCUUAGCUCUCGCAUUGCAAAUUCCCGAGAGCGCAGGAGGCCGACAUUUCUUUGGUAAAAGCCAUGACUGGGAUGGUCCAAUGCCUACCACUCUUCGGUUUUUACACUAUCCUCCGCAAGAUCGUGACCCAAAGUCGCCUUUAGCUGGAAGUCACACUGAUUAUGGCUCUGUCACGCUUUUGAUACAGAAGGACAUUGGUGGACUUGAAAUCCAACCAUCAAGGACCCAUAAGGAUGCGCUUUGGAUACCGGUGCCUAUAAUCCCUGAUGCCAUUUUAGUCAGCAUUGGAGACCUUUUCCAGAUGUGGACCAAUGGUUUACUAAAGUCCACAAAGCACAGAGUUACUCACAUUCCCCAGCAACUUAAUCGCUCACGCUAUUCUAUUGCUUGCUUCCUUUUUCCCAAUGAUGACAUCAAGCUGGAACCUAUUCCUUCACCCCUCAUCACGCAGAAAAUGAGAGAUGAGGCUAUUGAGUUUGAGAAAUGUCGGAAUAUGGCAGCAAGGGAGUAUCUGGCAUGGAAACUGGCGCAAACGUACGAUUAUGGUCGUAUUCGUAAAGAAAAUUCUUAA